AUAAAAACAUCUUAUCAUUUUGCAACCCUUCUUGCAACCCUGCGUGAUAAGAGAAAAAAAUCAAUACCUGUAAUCUGUUGAGUUCUUUUUAUGACGACUAGGAAUUACAAGCUAUACUGCUGUAUUCACUUCCACUUAAACUAAUUCCGAUAGAGCUAUAACGAUAAGUGUCUUUUAUAAACAUAAGACUACAAUAAUUACCUAAGUUUAAACUAAUGACUAUACCUUUUUUAUAAUUCAUUUAAUACGUUUUUUCAUUAUGACUUCUUUUGGUUUUGGGCUUAGUGAAAUAAUUAGUAUACCAUCAGUUUUUAAAGAAAAUAGCACCAACAGUACGUCAUUUACUGAACAUACAGUUUGGUGUAUUGAUUGGCGUCCGUCACAACAUUGGAUGUUUCAGAUAGCUAAUGUUCUGUUUUUUUUAUCAUACUCUGUGCCAACUAGUUAUUAUGGCAUAUUAUUUAUGCACUCAACAUUAAUUGCAGGUUUUCUUAUACUCAUUACUUGGGCAUGGAGAAUAGUGUGUGCACCUGAUUUAUUCACCUGGAAUUUAUGUUUUCUUUUUAUUAAUAUUCUACAACUAAUUUAUCUUAUUUAUCAAAGAAGACCGAUUAAUUUUAAUCCAGAACUUGAACAAAUUUAUCGUAACAUGUUUAAGCCUUUCAAGAUUACUAGAAUUCAAUUUAAGAAAUUGGUGAGUGAACAAUUUGCUCAGAUUGUUACCUUACACAUAGGUGAGGCUUAUGCUAUGCAAAAUAUCACAAAAACUGACAGACUUGGACUGCUUAUGUCUGGAAAAGCAAAUGUUCUACAAGAUCAUCAACUUUUACAUCCCAUAGGACCGUGUGAGUUUUUGGAUUCUCCUGAAUUUGAAAGUAGAGGGUCUUCCGAAGACAAAUUUAAGGUUUCAGUAAUUGCUGCAACAACUUGUCGAUAUAUAUUUUGGCAAAGAUCAGCAUUAGAAUAUUUGUUUGUGAAAGAAACAUACUUAGCCACUGUAUUAGCUACUUUAGUUGCGAAAGAUAUAACCAUUAAGCUUUACUCGAUGAAUAAUAAAAUUAUGACAGAUAAAGGAUCACAUUUAGAUAUCAGGUUACCAAGUAUUACUCCAGCCAUAGCAUCAAAAGAAUGUAAGCCACCAAUAGUGAAAACAUUAAAAAAACUAGCGGUGAUCUCAUCACAUUGUCCUAUAUCACCUAUACCAGCUGUUAUAGAGCAUUUAUGACUGUCAUCUAAAAGAGAAAGGUUAAUUAUUAAUACCUACCAUACUUGAACAAUACAUAAUGAAUACAGUUAGUGAAAGACACUUAGUUGUAGUAUAAACAAUUUGUGCAAGGACAUUUUAACCAAAGUUUGUAUUCUGUAUACUUAAAUAUUUCAGCUAUACCGCACUGUUAGUUUUAACUGUCUUCAAGUUAAUAUAGUACCAAUUUACUAAAAUUUUAGUAUUUCAAAUUCUUGAGUUUUUUUAAAAUUUUUUUUUUUAUACAUUAUUAGGCU
This is a messenger RNA of Acyrthosiphon pisum (pea aphid), 1500 nucleotides long. Its product is annotated as popeye domain-containing protein 3-like. Gene Ontology annotation, biological process: striated muscle cell differentiation; heart development; skeletal muscle tissue development. Gene Ontology annotation, cellular component: sarcolemma. Lineage: Eukaryota; Metazoa; Arthropoda; Insecta; Hemiptera; Aphididae. Gene Ontology annotation, molecular function: cAMP binding. The record is from RefSeq and is a predicted model, not a curated record. The transcript is spliced from 7 exons. The coding region runs from base 260 to 1225 and encodes 321 amino acids.